Eufriesea mexicana is the source of this 338-nucleotide messenger RNA. RefSeq names its product ribosomal protein S21 (gene RpS21). Gene Ontology annotation, cellular component: ribosome. Bases 73 to 303 code for a protein of 76 amino acids. Gene Ontology annotation, molecular function: structural constituent of ribosome. The transcript is spliced from 4 exons. Gene Ontology annotation, biological process: translation. The record is from RefSeq and is a predicted model, not a curated record. Lineage: Eukaryota; Metazoa; Arthropoda; Insecta; Hymenoptera; Apidae.
UUAUACUAUUGUAAAAUUAUUUUCCGUGUGAAGCCAUUUCAGGGUACACAUUUAGCAACCAAAAAUUUAAAAAUGGAGAACGACAAUGGAGUGCUUGUUGACUUGUACAUUCCAAGAAAAUGCUCCUCAAGUAAUCGUAUCAUUCAUGCCAAAGAUCAUGCAUCUAUUCAGUUGAGUAUUGCUGAUGUUGAUCCUGAAACUGGGCGCAUGACUGACUCUCAAAAAAUGUACGCAAUUUGUGGAGCUAUUCGCCGUAUGAUGCCAAAAACUGUUCGACACUUAUUGCCCAAUCUGGACCAAUAGACGCAACUACAUUUGAUGGAUUUCCAUUACGAUCG